This is a messenger RNA of Daucus carota subsp. sativus, 2144 nucleotides long. RefSeq names its product B3 domain-containing protein At1g16640. Bases 104 to 787 code for a protein of 227 amino acids. The transcript has 4 exons. The record is from RefSeq and is a predicted model, not a curated record. Gene Ontology annotation, molecular function: DNA binding. NCBI's taxonomy places the organism in Eukaryota, Viridiplantae, Streptophyta, Magnoliopsida, Apiales, Apiaceae.
AGGAUUGAAUUCAAUAUUGAAAAAUGCAGCUGGAGGUUUCUGAAGGCCUCAGAGUUAUAGGAUUAAAUCCAUAUGAAAAGCUUGCUCUUUUUGCGGAAAAUUCAUGCAGGUGACUAGUUGCAGAUCAAGGUCUGCUGCUUUGAAGCUCAGGCCGAUUUUACCGUCUAUUUACUUUUCUUUCUUUGAUCACCAUUCAUUGGGACAUGUCUCGACUUUUAAAAGCAAAAUGGACGCAAAUAACACGUUUUGCAAAAAAAUAGAGUUUAUAAUUUGCUGUCUUUACCUAUACAUGGCAUCGAGGAAAUUGAAGAAAAUUCCAGAGUUUUUCAAGCCUUUUGUUGCAGAAGAUAGGGAACGACGACUGUUGAUCCGACCAUUCUUCUCUGAAAUUAUGAAAGAUAGGUUGCCGAAUAAUGCAUUCAUUAGGGAUCGUAAAGAGAAUUUUUGGCCUGUGGAGGUAUUGCAGAGAGAAAAGAAAAAGUUCUUCGAAGCUGGUUGGACAAAGUUUGUGCAGGAUAAAAAUGUCCAGUACGGAGACUUUUUAGUUUUUGAGUAUGAUGGGGGAUCCUUUUUCGACGUUAGGAUUUUUGGAGUCACUGCAUGUGAGAAGGAAUUUAGUGUUGAAGGUUUUGAGGCAGACGAGAUGGAAGAGGAAGAAGAUGAAAAAGGCGAGAAUUAUGUAGAUGAAGAAGGCCAUGACAAAGAAAUGGAAGAUGAAGAAGAUGAGCAUAAGGCAGAUAACAGAGUGGAGAUGGAUGAUGAUGAGCUUGCUUUGUUGGAAAAUUAGAUCCGAAACGGAAAAGUGACUUGCGUGUCCCGAUGGAUGUGAUCAGGGACUUCAACCUGAAGCUUCCAGAAAAAAAUAGAUGUUUGCGAUGAACAAGGGAGGACAUGGCCUGUAGCUGUUAAAAAAUGGGGUGAUGGACGGACCUGUCUAGCGAAAGGGUGGAGAGCUUUCUGGAGGUGGAAUGGAGUCAAGCUGAACGAUAAGUGCCUCUGUGAAUUCGUUCCAGGAAAUGAUGGGAGUGAAAUUCGACUACGAAUUAGCAUUCGAGCCGAAUAUUUGUUGCAGUAAUGUAGUUCGAUUAUGCUGCUUAUGUAAUGUUUCUGGAAAAGACUUAAGCUCUGCUUGAAAGAGUGAAAAGUUUCAGUACUGUUUCUUGGAAGUUAAUGUUUUUAUAAAGAUUAUGUCCUUUUCUUUAGUAAUAACUUGGAAUGGUUUUGAUAUUUUUACUUUCGAAAUUGUCGUUUUUUCCACCGGAUGACUUGUCUUUAAUCUAUCCGAGUUCAGAUUCUCGACAUCAUGUAAAGAGAGCGAGAGAUAUUGGAACAAGAGGUUGCUGGCAAGGGAGGGGGAUAAUUUUGUAGAAUGCAUGCUGAAUAGAAAUAUUUAGCUAUAGAUAAGGAAGACUUCACAAACUAAGAAGCCUUGUGGCUUGCGUACUACAAAAUCAACCUCUCAUUGCUUCUCCUUUUCAACCAACCAUUACCCAACCAUCUUAUCCUUUCUUGAUUUCUUUCCUUCUCUUCCAAUACAAAGUUCUAAUAAUAAUCACUCAUCAUUCUGUACUCCAUAACAAUAAAUACAAGUGGUGAGUUGAAGAAUCAAUGGCAGCUACACUAUGUCCAGGAAAACUUACCAGCAUUGCUGCAGCGAUCACGAGCCCGAUAAGAGCAUCCCAGAAGAGGCCUAAUGUUAACUACAUUAGUGGAUUGAACUCAUUUGGUGGACUAAAAGCUCAGAACAAUGUUGUGGCAUUAGGCCUUCCGGUCUGCACUGAACAAUCUUUCGCAAACUUUGCUUACUCACUGAAGCAUUCGAACCAGAGAAGUGGAGGUGGAGGUGCACUUACUUCAACCUGCAAUGCAGUGGCUGAGAUUUUCAGGAUUGCUGCAGUGAUAAAUGGCUUAACUCUAGUCGGGGUCGUGAUUGGAUUUGUUCUUCUGAGAAUCGAAGCAGCUGUGGAGGAAGCUGAGUGAACAAAGCUUUGAAGAAGUCUCUAUCAUUUUUUACGAACUGUAUGUUUUGUUUAUUUGAUGUAGAGUUCAAUUUGGGAUUCAUAUAAACAGCUAAUAUAUUGGUUUCGAUUCAGAAACUGCACUGGAUACAUAUCUUAAUAACAACUUGUCAUAUUCUGAUAUCA